AUACAUAUUAAAAAAUAAAAAAUAACAAUAACAAUAAAAAAAAGGAGUUAAUAGGGGCGGGAAUUAUUAAUAUUUUUAUGCAUGACGUAUAUGAGAAAUACAUAAAGUGUUUCUUUUUAUUUUACUCUUGGAACAUGCAAGAGCCAUCUAAUGAACAACUAAAUGUUGUACAACUCACUAUUAAUUCAAACAAAAGCUUAGUUUCAUCUAAUUCUCAAAUAUCUGAAUACCCAUUAUCGAAUGCCUCUAUACCCUCUUCUUUGAAAGCUAUUCAUUCCACCUAUAAGCACCAAAAAGUAAACUAUUAUAUAGGAUCCAUCUUCAAAACAAGUCAUUUUUUUUAAUGACACUAAUUCCCCAAUAAACACUAUGCCUACUCUGGCUAAACAAUUCGAAUUCCUACCCACUCCAAUUCAGUCCAUUACUCUCUUUGAGCUCCUUAAACGUUCUUCAAAAUCGACCCUUCAACUCAUUCAACAGACUAUAGCCGCACACCUUAAACGUGACUUUCUAGCUUGUCUUCCUUAUGAACUUAAACUACAUGUUAUUAGCUAUCUUGAUGUCUGCUCACUUCAACGUGCAUCAUUAGUUUCUAAAACUUGGCAUCGCAUUAUUAACGGAGACAUCAACAUCUGGUAUCGUCUAUUGAUGCGUGAUGGAUUUCAGAUACAGUUGAAUAAUAGAUUAUAUCGUGAACAAUAUCGACGUCAAUACACGUUAAAAUCGAAUUGGCGUAAAGGCCGCUUUCGUCGUAUUGAGUUUGAUGGCCAUAAGGACAAUAUUGUUACAUGUUUACAGUUUGAUAAUGAUAAAAUCAUAAGUGGCGCAACGGAUGCCUUGAUCAAUAUAUAUGAUGCUAAAGAGCCUCAGGUAGUAGUGACGCAGUUGAGAGGACAUAACGGAGGUGUCUGGGCUUUACAGUAUAUCGGUAAUACAUUAGUAUCUGGCUCAAUUGAUAGAACGGUUCGUGUCUGGAAUAUUGAUCAAAAGCGAUGUACACACAUAUUUAAAGGACACACAUCGACAGUACGAUGUCUGCAAAUUAUAAUGCCCGUCAACGUCAAUGGACGAAUCGAGCCUCAGGAGCCAUUAAUUGUUACAGGUUCUCGAGAUUUCUCAAUACGUGUCUGGCGAUUACCUAAUGUCGAAGAGUUUGAUGGAGGUGAAGAGCCAUUCGUAGGUGAAGAAGAUCCAGUCAGUAAUCCAUGGCACAAAUAUGUUUUAGUAGGUCAUACACAUUCAGUACGCUCAAUUGCUGCUUAUGGCAACACAUUAGUAAGCGGUAGUUACGAUAAUACAGUAGCCAUCUGGGAUUUAUCCGUUGGUCGCCUUAUGCAUCGUAUGGAAGGGCAUACAAGCAAUGUCUAUUCAGUUGUAAUCGAUCCACCACGCAAUCAGUGUAUGAGUGGCAGUAUGGAUAGCUCAGUCUUUAUUUGGGAUUUGGCUACAGGUAAUUGUCUACAUAAGUUGAAUGGGCACUCGAUCUUGGUUGGUCUCUUGGGUCUUACACAGAAUUAUUUAGUGAGUGCAGCUGCAGAUUGUACAUUAAGAGUGUGGAAUCCUAACAAUGGGAUUUGUGAACAUGUGUUGGCUGGACAUGAAGGAGUCAUUACAUGUUUCAAGCAUGAUGAUGAAAAAGUGAUUUCUGGUUCAGAAGGUGGUUUAAAAGUUUGGGAUAUAAAGACGGGCAGGUAUUUGUAUGAUUUAGUUACAGAUGUAAAAGGUGUUUGGUGGGUCACUUUUGAUAAAAGUAAAUGUGUUGUAGCUAUUCACAAGUAUGUAAUUACCAUAUAUCUGCAUAUUCUAUGGUAGUUUUACUAACUUUAUAUUUUUUAGUCCUGAUAAAACUUCAUUCCAAUUAUUAAAUUUUGAUGUUGAUUUUCAACAAGAAACAAUAAUUUAAUGGAAGAAGAAGAAAGUAGUUAUAAUAAACAAAAGAAAAAAAAAACUAUUAAAUAAUCAUUUGUUUACUUGUUUGAAAGUAUUUUGAUAAAAGAAAAAAAA
Cokeromyces recurvatus is the source of this 2004-nucleotide messenger RNA. RefSeq names its product WD40-repeat-containing domain protein. The coding region runs from base 370 to 1812 and encodes 480 amino acids. The transcript is spliced from 2 exons. The record is from RefSeq and is a predicted model, not a curated record. Gene Ontology annotation, molecular function: protein binding. Lineage: Eukaryota; Fungi; Mucoromycota; Mucoromycetes; Mucorales; Mucoraceae.